Messenger RNA from Pocillopora meandrina, 15098 nucleotides. Lineage: Eukaryota; Metazoa; Cnidaria; Anthozoa; Scleractinia; Pocilloporidae. The record is from the annotation of a GenBank genome assembly.
GAAUCGUCAGAUUGGAAAGACAGCAUUAUGGAAUCCAGGGUGUGAUCAUGCAGGAAUAGCCACACAGGUAUUUGAACCCUUCAGCACUUGAUAUAUUUUGUAUAAUUCUCUCUCAAUGCUUCUUGCUUUUAAACAUAAUUUGUUUUAUAGUGUCAACCCCUUCACCCUUGCACCUUCUAGUUGAUAGAAUUAUGGAUGAAGUAAUGAAAUUGAAUUUUUGAGGAGGAGGUCCUAAUAAUAAUUUCUACAAGUUUAUUAGUUAACCACAGUAGUCUUACUGACCCUACAAUCUUUCAUGGCUGCGAUAAAUCUGAUAAUUCCAUGGAUAAUUGACUUUGUCAGAUUUUGAAUGAACUCAACAUGUACAUCGUGGGACAGUACUUUAAGAGUUAGAUCACUUUUAGUCAGUGCUUUACUCUUCUUUCAGGCAGUCCUGCAUGUAAUUCCAUGGAAAGACUUAAUUCCUUUUCACUCUUUACACACUAACAACAGUAUACAUAUUCACGAUACUGUACCCCAUACAUUUUUUAGGGAAUUGUCAAAGAGAAUUUGUUUAACAAUCACCAGCUUCUUAAGUUAGUGAUCAUUUCCUCAUUUCCUUUGUUCUGAUGAACUAAACGUGUGACUCAGGGGUAAUAUUGCAGAAAGAAAUUAGAUGCUAGUCACUUAGGGGUCGGAGGGUUAAACAUUGAUUUUUGGGAAUGGCAAAGAUAACGUGAAAAGAAACCAAAAGAAGACUGUAUCUUUCAUUUUAAAUAAAUUUAAUAUUUACUCGAUAACUUUAUUUUUAAAAGCAGUUAAUACUUCUUGACAAUAGUUUACUGGAUGAAUGUUUUGUUUCUUUAGGUUGUGGUGGAAAAGAAGUUGAUGCGUGAACAAGGUCUAUCACGACAUGAUUUGGGAAGAGAGAAAUUUGUAGAAGCGGUGUGGAAAUGGAAGAAUGAGUAAGUUUUUUUCCUGUCAUUGUUGGCAAAUAAAAGUUGACUCUGAAAGUUUGUAGCACCUGAUAGACUUUUUCCCACAAAACUUAGAAAAUUACAAACACUUUGUUUUGAUUCUGACAGGUGAAUUGUGUAAUAUCCAAUCACAAUGAUGGACAAACCUCAAAACCCCAAAUUUAACAAUUGUUGCUGUUUGUAUAAUUUUAGCUUCAUUUUUCUACAUAUGACUGGCUUUUUCUGUGACUACCAUCGAUAUUCUACAGAUAUUUCUGAUGUUCUUUGUUUUCCAAGUUCCACAACAAAAUAUCAUUGUACAACCAGAGAUUUUACAAAGUAAAAGUACAAAUGUAGAAAUUAAAAGUGAUUUCUAAAAUAUGUAAAUUCAUUUUCUCAACAGAAAGGGCGAUCGUAUCUAUCAGCAGCUGAGAAUGAUGGGAGUUUCUGUUGACUGGGAUAGAGCUUGUUUCACUAUGGAUCCUGUGGGUGAACUUUUGUUUGUUUGUUUGUUUGUUUUUUUGUUUUAUAUAGUCAGACAAUACACAACUUGUCCACUUUUAGGAGAUUAGGUUGGCACUUUUGACUUUUAAUCUUAACCCUUUAACUCCCAUGAGUGACCAAGAAAGAAUUUCUCCUUUCAAUAUCAAAUAUAAUAUCAAGCAGACUAGUUAUGAAAAUAAAGGAAGACAUCAAUCAGGGGAUAAUUUAUUAAUUGAUCCAGUACUAAAUUCUCUGAGUUAACAUGGUGAGAAUUGUAUAGCAGGCAGAAAGAAGAUUUACUAACAAGAUUGUAGCAGUGAAGGAGUUAAUUUAAUGAGAGGCAAUACUCUUUAAGAAAAGAGGUAUUCAGUCUUAAUUUGUUUACAAUGAAAUGUACAUCUUCCAGCUAAAAUCGUGUCAUUUAUUUAUUUACACGUUUUUGUUUGUGUUUCAUCUUAUCAGAAACUCAGCAGGGCUGUGAAGGAAGCAUUCAUUAGACUCCAUGAUGAAGGACUCAUCUACCGAAACAGACGGCUGGUCAACUGGUCAUGUACUUUGAAUUCUGCCAUCUCUGAUAUUGAGGUAAAUAUUUCAAUUAAAAUUGAAUUCACUUCAUAUAGAUCCAGCAACAAUAUCUGCAGGGUGUAAGGAAACAUGAAAGAAUUAUGGCAGAGGGUAGAAAUUAAAAGAGUAAUUGCUACAAAUGGUAUUAAAGCAAUGUUGUCAAUCUUGAAUGAUACCCCCACUGAUGCAGAACCACAGUUCCUUUAGAACUUACCACCAUUAUUUCUGGAUAAAGAAUUUAUUUGUAUGUAUUUCAAGACUUCUAGUGUAGACAUUUAUGAUUGUUAUACCUAAAGUACAUCCCCAUUUUACUUUUAGGAUUAAGUUGAAUCCCUGGUUUGCAACCCAAGAGAUAUUGAUAUUCUUGAAUAAAUAAGAUAUUUUUGAACACUUAGUGCAUUUUUUUGUUGUUUUAAUAAGUUGGCAAAAUUCUAAAAUUUUAGGUUGACAAAAAGGAAUUACCUGGAAGAACACUGCUGCCUGUCCCAGGUUAUGAAAAUAAAAUAGAGUUUGGAGUAUUGGUGCAUUUUGCUUACCCUGUGGAAGGUUCAGGUAAUUCUUUUUUAUUAUUAUAAUAGAAUUCUCAAAUAAGAAUUUUGAUUCAUCCAUAACUCGUUUCUUCGUUAAAAUAAGUCAAAAUCUUUGGUUGAUUUUUCAUUUCCAACUUCCCAAUAUGAAAGUUAGAGAUGCUGCAGAGGAUAGUGUUAAUCACAUAUUUUAUGUUCUUAUUGCAGAUGAGAAGCUGAUUGUUGCCACCACUCGUGUGGAAACAAUGUUGGGUGAUACAGCCAUUGCAGUGCAUCCAAAUGAUCAGAGAUACAAGGUUAGGAGGAUAUACAUGUAACUGGUAUUAACAAUUAUCCAAUUGAUAGAAAAAAUGAGAUCCGCCUUUUCCAAUCAAUGCUUGAGGAGUAAAACAAAGUCAUGUGGAAUUCAAGUUCUCACUGAGUACAAAAAACUUGUGAAUUUCAACUGUAAUGAAAUUUUGUAAUGAUGAUUGUUUUUUUUUUUUAAUGUAUCUUUAGCACCUUCAUGGAAAAUUUGCUCUCCAUCCUUUCUGUAAUCGCAAGCUGCCAAUUGUGUGUGAUGAUAUGGUUGAUCCUGAGUUUGGAUCAGGUACGUACUCACAUGAACCCAAGAACCAGCAACACUAUAAUUUUGUGUUGUCCAAUACCACUGUGUAUGGUGUUGAUAAUUACCACAAAAAGGCAAAAGGAAUUGUCCAUGCCCUUAAGCACUCUUUUUAGUCCAGAGGCUAUAGAAAAGUGAUAAAAGGUGCUUGAGUGAUAAUGUUCAGUGUCCCCUUCACUUUCUAGGUUAAGGCUGAUCAUGGACAUUAAAUUUUAACGUUAAUUUUCAUAGAGUCACUGUUUACAACCAACUACAUUUUAUCAUGAAAAGUGACUGUGUGAUCUCUACCAUUAGUGGCAACUGCACUGUGCAUGUACAGGCUCAACAUAGGCUUUUUAAAUAACUAAAAUUUACUUUAACAUUGAGAAAGGAUUGGUUAUUUAGAGUGAAACUCAUCAUCAGAAAUAUAUUUGGAAUUUUACUGUAUUUCCAAUAAGUGUCACAAAACUAACCUGUAAACAGCCAAAUGAAUUUGAGUGAGGUUGUUAGGUUUGCUUGUUUGUCCUUAAUCCAUUACUCAAUUGACUUUUCAGAAUAAAAUCAAAGUUUCCAUGGUUUUCUGAGUUUAAGAAGUAGUGAUCAGCUUAGGAAAUUGCUGCAUAACUGUGCUUGAACUCUUCUCAUGCUCUUUUGUUUAGGUGCUGUCAAGAUCACACCAGCUCAUGAUCAUAAUGAUUAUGGAGUGGGUCAGAGACACAGCCUUGACUUUGUCACUAUGAUUGAUGAUAAUGGUAACAUCAAAGAUCUAAAAGACUUUUAUCCAGAUUUCAAGCACUUUGCAGUAAGCUGCUUUCAGAUCUGCUGCAUGUACAUGUGUGGUUAGAAGAAUAUUGUGUAAAGUAUUUAUACUUGCCGUACUUACAUUUACGCAUACACUAGAUUAUAAUAAAGUCUUCCAUUGAGUGUGAUAUUGUCACAGCUUGAACAAUAAUUUGCCACUCACUGUAUGCUAUUCUUCUACAAAGCUGUCUUGUUGUACUAAAUGUAACAGUUAUAUAGACAAGACAAGCAGAAAAUACAGACAGGCAUAUAUCACAAUAUGAUGACUGACUAAUUUGCAGAAUUACAAGUACAGUGUACAGUGUUCUGUCUUAUUUUAAGCAUGACAGGUAAAACAAAUUUUAAAUCUGUAGAGCAGUUGUGCUACCUGUUGAAUUUUCAAAUAUUUCAAGGGAUUUAUUGGGUGAGAGGAACAUUUUAUAGGUGGUAAAUUUUAUGGGCUACUGGUUGAAAAGGAGAACACUGCAGAUUGCUACAGUUUACAUGUAUGUACUGAUUGGAUUGUUGAAAAAGUGGGUGAUACAAGUACUUCUGAAUUGAUGAAGACUGUUUGAGAAAAGACAUCCGGUUGAAGCAAAUAUACAAUGAGUGACUAUCCUUGGAAACAACUUUGGUGAAACAUUUAUCAUUACCUUUUUUUGCGCUUUUAAUUUUAGGGUUUGAAGAGAUUUGAUGCAAGGAAAGUUGUGCUUGAUGCUCUUACUGCUAAAGGUCUGUUUAUCAAAACAGAAGACAAUCAGAUGGUUGUUCCUAUCUGUAGGUGAGUUUUACAUGUAAGUUGGUUGGCCUGAUUUAGUGACUUAACCCUUUACUCCCAGAAUUGAUUAACAUGUUACUUCUCCUUAUAAUAUCCACACUGUAUUCCAGCAAACAGGUAACGAGAAUAAUCAAACUCAUCAGUGAGGUAGAAGUUUUUAUCUUGAUCUAACAACAAAUUUUCAUAACUGAUUUACAUGAAAUGUGUAGCAGCUAGCAAGGAGAAUUCACAAUCAAAUCUUGGGAUUUAAAGGGUUAAAGUGAUCCUUUUAACCCUCCUACGCAAAGGACAGGAAAGGAAACCUCUCAUGCUUGUGAAGGUGAAUUUUAAAAUGGGAAAAUGAUAUCUAGGAGACUUUAAAUUUUAAUGUCUUUUUUGAGGGAUACCUUACAAAACCAUUCUCUUUCAUUCAUGUUAAGUUCUGUACUGUAUGGUAGUCUCUAAUGGACAUUGUUGCACUGCUACAGCUCCUUACUGCUGCAGUAUAAGGCUUAGAGUUACUCUACCUGGCAUUCUUUACUUUCUCUCUCAGUCGCUCAAAAGACAUUGUUGAACCUCUCAUCAAACCUCAGUGGUAUGUGGACUGUAAGGAAAUGGCAGAUAUGGCUGUGAAGGUACAGUGACCCAUAACGUCCACAAUUGAUAUUAAAUGCUGUCGUUAUCCAAGUUGUGAUACAGAUAAAUCUUUUUUUCUUUAUCAACCUUCACUAUUAGUGAGACCACUUUUUUCUGCAAACAUCUGUUUUAAGUGGCUACUUUUUUAGAAUAUGGAAUAUUUGAAAUGUGGCAUAAGUCACUGCAGUAAGGGGAAAAGCAACCAGUUCCUUCUAUCCCAUAUCCUGAUUACUGUUGCCUGUGUGAUUGAAUACUGCUUCAAUACUGAUAACUGUGUCUGCAGGCAGUGCGAAAUGGAGACUUGAAGAUCAUUCCAAGUAUACAUGAGAAAGUAUGGUACGGCUGGCUUGAGAACUGUAGGUUAGUCAUGCAAAAACUUCUCUCUGUAUUUACCACGAUGAUUGAUCCUAUAAAUGGCUCUUUUUUUGUCAGAGAGGACUUGAUUCAAACUGGUUUUUGAAACUUCACACCAGGGAAGUGAUGUUGUAAUUUGCGCCAGACAGUGGUUUGUGGGAACAGACUGCCAUCUGUUCUUAACCACACCUCUUGGUUGACGACAAACUCACAUCUGAUCCUGUAACAAAAGCUCUUAUUCUCAGCGUCUAUCUUGUUAAGGCAGUUGAAUUCUUUGCCCUUCUACUUUUAGUGUCAUGUCAUGAACCUCCUGCAAGCACGGGCGCGAGUUGAUAUACAUUUUCUUUCUCUAGGGAUUGGUGCAUAUCUCGACAGCUUUGGUGGGGUCAUCGCAUCCCAGCAUUUUUUGUGACCAUUGAUGAUCCAAGUGUCCCACCAGGAGAGGUAGGUUUUUUUUUAAAGAUGACGACGAAUAUAAAAGAGCAAUUGUAAACUGAACGUCAAAGAUAAUCCACGAUUGCGGUGUUUUUGCUUUACUUCGCUUUGCGAUUGGUCCACAAAACUCGCGCCAUUCUCUCAACCAAUUAGAGGCAAACUAAAAGCAUUCACGACUUGGACGCACGCGUUUUCCCGCGCUUUGGGCAGUUUGGUUGUUUCUACCAUAAGUUCUUAUUGGCUCUUGAAAGAAUUUUCCUUUCCUCUGUUUGCCGUUGGGAUUACUUUAGUGACGACAUUUCAUAGAAAAGCGCUCCAAUUAUGGAAAGUUAUACUGAUAAAUACAAGUCCCAUUUUUUAAGUAUUUUCUGUCUUUUGAAUUUUACAGAGAGUAAGUUUGAAAAUUCACUUUAGAUUGCUCCGCGCAUCAGAUUGUUCCGUCCAGUAAUUUUAUUCGUCUGUUGUUGUCAUGGUCAUUUUCUAAAAUAUCAGUUACUUUUGACGUUUCUCUCUUUCAGGAUACUGAUGGCAAAUACUGGGUCAGGUAAUGUAAAAAAUUUGUGUCCGCUAAAAAAAAGCGAAAAAAAGAAAACAAAAAUAUUUAGUGGAAAAUGAAAGACAACAAGUGGGAUUUUAAUCUUCUUUAUUGUGAUCUUAUUGUGUCGAUUUUGUUUCAGUGGUCGCACUGAAGAGGAAGUAUUGAAAAAAGCUGCAGAAAGGUUCAAUGUAGCCCCCGAGAAGAUCACUUUGAAACAAGGUAAGAAUUGUUGUGAUACCUGUUAUGCAUCCCCAGCCCUUGAAAAUCCUGCCUGAUCUCGUUCUUAACUUGUGUGUCCUGGUUUAUUGCAGACGAAGAUGUUUUGGACACGUGGUUCUCCUCUGGCUUGUUUCCUUUCUCCAUAUUUGGUUGGCCAGAAGAGGUUAGUUAUCACAUUUCGUGUGAGAACUUCAAGUGGAAUUUUUUAUUGGGUGUUGAAUGUUAUCAGAGGAGGCAUCGGUCUUGUGUCACUUUGCUCGGAAAACUCGCAUCACUUACCGAACGAAUCAGAAACGAAUACCAAUUCCGACUGUCACUCACGUUUUCCCGGGCAUGAACCCUUUUGCUUAUAUCUAGUUUGAGUUCUCAUUGGCUUCUCGGUUUAUGUACCUUUAUUAUGAUUAGCUGUUGUAGUUUUGAAUACUGCAGCUCCUCUGGGUGUGCUUCCAUAAAGUGAAAAUAUCAUUGUCGAGGGAAUUUUUCAUCUUUAAUGUAACUAAGUGCAUUUAAUGGUUUAUUUUUGACCCGCGAGUUUUCAGUGAAGAGGAAGUGAUGUUGUAAUUUGCGCCAGACAGUGGUUUGUGGGAACAGACUGCCAUCUGUUCUUGACCACACUGCUCGGUUGACGACCAAUUCAAUUCUGAUCCUCUUUAACGAGAAUGCCAUAUGAGUUUUACUCUUGAUGAGGGUUUUAAAACAGUCCCUCAUAGAAAAACCGUUAACAAAGUAGGGACAAGACAUCUACAUUGAAAUCCCUUUCUACUUUCUUUUCAUUGCAUUUCCUUUCUUAAUAGACUGACGAUUACAAGGUAUUUUACCCUGGUACGUUGUUGGAGACUGGACAUGACAUCUUAUUUUUUGGAUUGCCCGGAUGGUGAAAUUAGGCCUUAAACUUACUGGUCAGCUGCCUUUCACUGAAGUGUUUCUUCACGCAAUGGUGCGCGAUGCGCAUGGCAGAAAAAUGAGCAAGUCUCUCGGGAAUGUUAUCGACCCCGUUGAUGUCAUUAAGGGGGUGUCUCUAGAGGUGAAUGGAGCAUUUUCUUUCGGACUUGAAUUGAAUUUAAGUUAUAGGUUUAGUCUAACAGGUGUCGCGUUCUAAAUCUGAUUUUUUUUUCAAGAGUAGGUAAUAUGUUUGAGUUAAACAAGUUCUUAAGCGUUGUCAGAGGCGGUAUUUGAUGUUGUUGUUUUUCAAUAUGUAAAUAAAAGAAUACGUAAUCCUUUGUGUUUUUAGGAUCUGCAUCUUCAGCUUGAAAACAGUAACUUGGAUCCGAGAGAGAUUGAACGAGCUCGAAAAGGACAGGUUUGUCUGAGUAUUGAUGAAUCUAGAACUCUUAAUGGAAGUGAAAGUUCCUUUGAUCACAUGGUACAAAUUUUGUCAUGCCAGAUGACAAAUUGUUUACUUAGACAUUGAAAACAAACAAAAUUUGACCUUGACUGAGUUACUUUCCACUGUCUUAAAUGUUCAAGUGUGUGUUUUGCCACACGCAGCCUACAGCUGGGCAGAACUAAUGGCUGUAAAGUGGGGUAAUUUAGCAUUAUCAAGAUAACGUAAAUUGGCCACCGUGAAGAGUUUCAAAGCUGACGUUUCGAGCGUUAGCCCUUUGUCAAAACGUAUGAAGUGGGGCCUAUUUUACGUAGCCUGGAAGCAGGACCUCAGUAGCGCUUCAGUAUAGGCAGAUAAGUUUGAGCCAGACUACUCCCCGACCCGUCAAAAAUCUUCCUGCGGGCGGAGAAACGCUCGUCCUGCAGCACUACUAAUGAGGGCCCGCUCGCAAAUUUAAUUCCAAGACCUUGUUCAGGAGACAGGUUUUUUGCAUCGACCCUAAAGUCUCAUCAGCCUCGUUGGGUGCGUCAACCGAGCAUCAAAACGUCGGUGUACUUUCUGAUAUUCUUUGUAACUUUCGUAGCUCUCUCGUCCAGAGCCAUCGAUUCGGAGAUGCCUUUGGUGAAAUUCUGGCGCUGUGCAUCUGACAGUUGUAGAUACGUGAACAUCGCGGCCAUAAACCUUUUAACCCCUCAGAAUGACUAGCAUCUAAUUUCUUCGAGCAAAAUCAUCCCUAAAUCAUACUUAAGGUCACGAGAAUCAACGAAAUGAUCACCAAUUAAAGAAGCUCCUUGAUUGAUAAUCAAAUUCUCUUCGUCAGCACCUAAGGAAAUGGGUAGAGAAUAGUAUGGAGAAUAUACACACUGAUGUUGGGCGUGAAGAGUUGAUCUCACUGUCUCUCUUUAUUUUACUUUGGUUUAUUUCAGACUUGGUUUAUUUUUGUACCUUUCAUUUUAGUGUUAUGAUACCAUUUUACCCCGUAAAAACUUGUAAUUAGGUAUAACUCUUAAGCCUCUUAAGCCUCUUAAAUUUACAGAAAGAAGAUUAUCCUGAUGGCAUACCAGAGUGUGGCACUGAUGCUUUGCGGUUUGCACUUUGUGCUUACACAGCGCAAGGUCAGUGUCCUUGUAGUGUUAAUCGUUUGACUUCCAUGAGUGACCAAACAUAAUUUCUCCCUAUAAUAUCAAUACAAUAUAAAAGCAGACAAGUGAUGGGAAUAAAGACAAAUAUCCACUAGGGAUUACUAGUUGAUCCAAUACCACAUUCUCCAAACUGACUUCAUGAGAAUUGUAUGGCAGACAGUAAGGGAGAAUUACUAAAGAGAUCUUGGGGUGGAAGAGUGAAAUUACGGUGAUACAACGACUCGUUCAAGUUCCUGAACUCUAAGGGAGCAGUUCACGAGAUGGAAAACAAGCUGACCUGACUUUCCUUGUUGUAUUUUAUUCUACAGGACGGGAUAUUAAUCUUGACGUACUUCGUGUGCAAGGUUAUCGUCAUUUCUGCAACAAGCUGUGGAAUGCCACUAAGUUUGCGCUGGGCGGCCUGGGACCUGACUUCAAACCAAAUGUCAAACCUGAGGUGAGAGUCUGUGUUAUGGAAAUAUAUCUUUCGGCAGGGGAAGGGACGGGAGUUAUGCAGGGUGAGAGGCAUUUAUAUAAAUCUGCCCUGCAAGUCAUCAGCCAGGAAUCAAUAGCACGCAUCGAGCUAUUGUCCUAUCAUAGAGAGUUCUUGAUCACAUUCUGUUUUUUCUCGUGUAAUAAAAAGUUUUCAUCUAUUAACUGAGACAAGUCAUUUUACAAACGGAAACUUCAAUUAGUUAUCAAACUGACAUUUCUCUAUUUUGCGUUUCAAAGCUUAUUGGGAGCGAAACUCUAGAAGACCGCUGGAUUCUCAGCCGGUUAUCUUAUGCAGAGAAAACAGCAAAUGAAGGCUUUAAGAACUACGAUUUCCCAUCAGCCACGACGGCUAUUUACAACUUCUGGCUUUACGAGCUGUGCGACGUUUAUCUGGUAAGAAAAGUAGAAUAAAAGGCUUGAAAAUGUUCUCUCUCAGAAUCCUAUUUAGUGAUCACUUGUGAACUUCCUCGUGUUGCUUAAAAACAUUUUUUGGUAUUUUUUCCUGUAGGAAUACCUUAAGCCAAUUCUUCAAGGAGAAAACAAAGAAGCAAUCAACACAGCACGUAACACUCUGUAUCCUUAAGAUGCUCUUUUUAGUUUUCCCAGUGUACUUUUCAUUUCCUUUUCUUGAAUCACUACAAUGUUUAAUUGAAACAUGGCAGAAGUAUUCUUCUUAAGACAAAAGGGCAGAGGAAGAAAUCAUAGGGAGUAAUAUCUGAUUAUUGACUGAGUGGAAGGGCCGGGCGAGAAAUAUUUGGUUCGAGAUCAUGAUUAACGGACCGAGCGCUACGAGGUCCGUGCGUCAUGAGCGAGAGCCAUUGUUUUUCCUGUCCAGCCCAACCUAACUCGAUAAAUGAGCAUUUUAUCAUAUGACCUCUAAGUGUUGAAAAUUUCGAACAUUUUGUUUCAACCCAAAUAGUACAUACUCAAAUACAACAGAAGGGCGCGCAUUUGACAGCUACUAAAGAGAUUCUACCAUUAAAAACCUUCCUUUUUUUUCUUCGAGUCAGAACAAGAAACUCACAGUUCAUCGAUACAUCGACUCAGUCCCUGAUCUGAUUUAUUUUAUCGUGAAGUCCACAAUGUCAAUCCACGUUCUCGGAAAAUGAAAAAGAACCGUUUGAAUGCAGGGCCGGACGGGUUUUUGCGAACCGGCUCGCGUCAACCCGUCUGGCUCUACACACGUCAGCUUCCACUAUGGUUUUCUAUUGAUAGUGCGCGUGGGGGACCUCACGUGACGUAAGAUAAAAUUCCUUAACCAUUGCAAGCUACACGUGUUUGGAGAAUGGGUUGAUUCUUCUCAGUCCGUUCAUGCCUUACGUGACAGAGGAACUAUUUCAACGAUUACCGCGUAGGACUGAAGACUCACCGCCAAGUAUUUGCGUCACACCUUACCCAGAGGAGGUAAGUGGUGAUUGAGUACAAGGUUAGGGAAGGCAGGGAAAGCGUGCUUUUUAGUCACAACGUAUUCUUAUUAAUUCUUUUCACUUUUACAAGACUGAAUAGAUCCGAGGAUAAAUUUCUAUCGAAAAUAAUUCUGAAAUAUUUGUUUUUCUUGGAAGGUUACACAGUUAACGUGUAGUUCUAGAGAUCCCUCUAUGUUUCUAAGGUGUUUCUUGCAUGUUUAGCUUCCGUGGAGAGACGCAAACCUCGAGGACGAGUUGAAUCUGGUGCAGACUAUUGUGAAAUCGAUCCGUUCCAUUCGUCAAGAGUACAACUUGACACGUGCAAAGCCUGAAGGUAUUCACCUAUAAAAUUCUUUUGUUUUAAAUGUGGGAGUGAAAAAAAAAUGUUUCUCACCAUGGUGUAGUCAAAGUUACUGAUAAGGGUGAGAUCGAGGUGUUUCAAAUCUGAAACUUAAACCCUUUACGCUCCAAUAUCAGUAUGUUAUUGUAUGUACUGAUUUUAUACAUUUUCCAUGGUAUUGACAAGGAGAAUAUUUUUACUGAUCAAGAGCUUCUUAAGUUGGAGAUCAUUUCUUUUAUUCUCAUGACCUUAAUAUUUCACUGAGUGGUGAUACUCCAAGGAGAAAUUGACGCUAAUCACUCGUAGCUGCGGGUUUACUUUUGUACCUUUGAGCUUGAUUACGUCACAAGCUGGAAUUUCGGGAUUCGUUCACACCGAAUCCUUAAACAAGUUUAAGAACUUAAAAAAUCAAUCUUUCAACGCCUUCAUAAUCGACACCUCUUAUCCUUCAACUCUCUCGAUAAUAUUGUUUUUUAAUUUUUUUUAGUGUAUGUAGUGUUCUCCGAACAGUCUUUGGCAGGAGCGGUCAGCAAAUACGCAGAAACGGCGUGCACGCUUAGUUCCAGCGAAAGGUAAUACUAAAGUUAAAUUGCGUGAUCCUUCAUAGAUUUUAGCGGCGCGUAUCUUUAGAUUCACAGCUCCAUUUCGGUUAAUGGGCCGGCUGGACUCCCGACCGAGAGUUACUUUCUCGAGUCAACAAAGAGUUUAAAUGGGUAACAGUCAGUUGUCCAUGAGUGCCAUUCAAAAUGCAGUGAAGGUAUCAGCUCUUUGCGCUGCUCUUAACUGGUUAAUUCUAAGAUUUCCUGUGGUUUUGAAUCUUUUUCCUCACAUGGCUGUUCAUGGCUGUGCUAACGUACGAUGAUGUACUUUACGUUUUUAAGACUCGUAGCUAUGACGAAACUUUACUUCAUAAUAUACACCCGUCCAUGCGGUUGAAAAAGCUAUCAUUCCUCUUAAUAAUCAGCAAAACGCUUUUCGACUGAGUGCGGUAAAACCAAAACUUAAGUAAUCCCAACGGCCAAUCAAAAGAAAGGAAAUUACCAUAAGAACCAAUGAGAACUCGAAUUCAAAACAACCAAACUGCCCAAAGCGCGGGAAAGCGCGUGCGGUCAAGUCGUGAUUUGUUUCAGUUUUUGCAUCCGAUUGGUUGAUGAAGUGAUGCGGUUUUCUGGAUCAAUCACAGAGCGAAGUAAAGCAAAACGUGAGCAACCCUGGAUCACAUUCGACACUCAUUUGAAAAUUGCCCUAGUGACACUGAGAUUCCUAAUUAGUGUGACUGUUUCUGUUUGGCAGGAUUCGUGUGGUGUGCGAGGAGAAGCCUCCACGUGGAUGUGCUGUGGCCACUGUCUCGGACAAGUGCGAAGUGCAUGUGGUUCUCAAGGUAUUUAGCUGACAUCCUCUUAUGUAUCACCUUUUGAGUCAUUUAUGCGAGUGCUAUAAUGAGGAAACAGAAGUCGUUACACCACCUGCAUAAUAUUUUACAAGGUAACCCUUUCCUCUGUAAUGGUUUUACUUUUAGGGUUUGGUGGAUGUAGCUAAGGAAAUCACAAAGUUGGAAGGAAAGAAAGAUAAACUAAAUGGACAGCUGACGAAAUUAAAUGAAGCCAUGGGAAUUGCUGACUACGCCACAAAGGUAUGAUGCAAUAAAAUGGGCCAGCUUGAUAAGAGGGGGAGUGUGGGGAGAGCAAGGUGUCCUUUAACAUCCCUCUUUAAACCAAGGUAGCUGGUGGUAGGCACCUUAAUGCCCACAGAAUGGUCUUUUGGGAUCGCCCUACUGGAAAACCUGCUCAGACCUUGUGGAGGAGAGGUGAUUCCUCUCCUUUUGUUCUCGUUCAGUUAUCUUGUGGUGCUCAAUUUAUCAUUUUCGAGUUGCUUUAAGCCUUUGCAUGAAAAUGAAGCUUAGUGCGAAAAUGAGUUUUGCUUGGAUGUAAAAGGAUAAGCACCAAAACCUGUUGAUAAAAAAGGAGACUACAGAAGUCGGGAAGGACCAUUAGCUUAAAUUACGUUAUUUUUCCUCUUUUGAUGGUAAUCAACAUUUGCUGUUUUAUGUGAACAUUUCAGGUACCGGAGAACGUCCAGCAACAAAAUUCUGAAAAGGUAAAUCUUUUAUAAUUAACCUUCAAUAUAUUUAAUUUUAUCAAAUGUACAAGAUUCAAAUUACGAAGUUGUAACGAAAUCAGGCGGGAAAACUACUCUCUUUCUUAGGUUAGGCUUAAAAAUGAUUGUUGCAGGUGAUUGUUGCCAAACUUUAAACGGUCAUUUCCAAGAUCACUAAACCAGGACGAUCACACCACAAGAUUAACUUUGGUUUACGAUUCUCAAUCAAGAAGGGCAGAAGUUAUAAGCAGUAGCUCGAUUUACCUGAAAUACCUUCAAUUUUUACCAGGUUUGGGGAGGGUUUUAACUAACUUUCAACCCAGGCCUAAAACCGUUUACUUCAAAGGUAAAUUCUAUGUGAACUUAUCUUGGGUCAUGUGACAUGACUAUAACUUCUCAGAGAUUGAUUUUGGCUGUUUUCCCCUGUUUCAGCUCAAACAAUUAGAGACUGAGCUUGGGAAGAUCGAAAAGGCGAUUGCUUCCUUUAAACUGGCUGAAUAAUUGAAUUCAAUACUCCUGUCGAGAAUAAUAGUAAAUGAAUGGAAUACCAAAUAAUUUUCUGCGUCUCCGUUGGUAUCAGAACCUGCGCAACUUUCUUUGUUCACCUCGCUCAGUCAACAGGCCCUCGCGGUCUGGCCAAUCCUGAACCCCUCUAUGGGCCGUGGUCCUCAACUCAUUCCGAACUUCUCUUGGACAACAGCUUAAGGAAGAAACACGGAAACUCGGUUGCUAUUCACCUUCACUGUAAUGCUGCGUGCGUGCAUGUGCAUGUGCUGUUCGUGGAACGCGAUGAAAGGUUCUCGAAGAGUGAUUGUUGCGUUGUUCGACCUCUAUUUGCACCUUCAAGUCACGGUCAGGCUGUUUAAGCGGCGGUCUCGUCCACCAUCUACAAUGAGUGGCAAAAGUUUUGGGGCGCUAAUUCUCACCUUGUUUGAACGGUUUCCAGUUUACUCAUUUUAGGGCUGGAUCUGAGCAACUUUCUUGGGAAAUGGGUGAUGGGUGAUUGGAGGGGGGGGGGGUCGAUGGCAAAAGUAAUAAGAACCUCAACAAUCAGGGGACUCCCUCUAAAUUGUGAUGUUGAUUUUAUUCGUCCCCAGUACUUCUGUAACUCAUUGCAGUUUUUCAAGCGUUGGCUCCAAAUAAUUCUAUGAAAUUACUUGACAGAAAAUAGCUUGGAGCUAUUUCAUUUGGAUAAUCAACUAAACUGAUCUUAAAUUUACUGCAAAUUUAUCUUUACUGUGCGAAAUAUUUUUGUUAUGUGUGUAGGAACUUCGACGAAUCCUUUUUUAUUUCUAAUUAAAUCAAAAUAUUCUGGAACUUAAGAGUGCUGCUUUACGGUAGCAGCAAAAUCUAAGAGAUAAAAAUUUGCGGUAUUAAAGAAAAGGAGUUGAAAUUACCAUCGCGUUAUCACUUGAUCUUGAAAUUUUAAACUCUGAUUUCAACCCGGUCGUAACAAACGACGACUGACCUUGAUCUUCCGAAGCUUCCUCCCAAGCUUCCUCCC